This is a messenger RNA of Besnoitia besnoiti, 984 nucleotides long. RefSeq lists its product as uncharacterized. The coding region runs from base 1 to 984 and encodes 327 amino acids. The record is from RefSeq and is a predicted model, not a curated record. The transcript has a single exon. Gene Ontology annotation, cellular component: membrane. NCBI's taxonomy places the organism in Eukaryota, Apicomplexa, Conoidasida, Eucoccidiorida, Sarcocystidae.
AUGGUGAGCCUGGCCAAGGUGGCUCUGGCCUUGUGCUUGCUGAUUGGAAAGCAAAUGUGCUUGGCUGUGGGGACAGUCCACGAAGUCAGCAAAGACACGUGCAAAGACGGCGCGGUUGCGUUCGAGUUGCCCGCUGAACGGGACAGUGUGGCUUUCAAGUGCAUUUCGCCAUUGGUUAAUCUCAACCCAUCCGACCCACAAUAUGUUUUCAAGAAUGCGUCUGCGCCGCAGGAGUCGAGGGUCAAAUUGAGUGGGGAGAUAAGUGGAGCUAUUUUAGAAAAUAACAAGCCGGAAACGGGAGAAAACACGCUCACAGUUUCCUUCCAGCACAAACCAUCUCAGCCAGUGGAGCUCACGUACAUUUGUCAGCAAGAAGCUGUGAGCGGAGAUACCCCGUCCGUCGCUGCCGACCGCGAGGCCGACCAGGCAGACCCAAAGUUUUGCAAAGUGACCAUCACUGUCGCUGCCAAAUCAUCGCCGGAACAACCUGAGCAGGAACCCUCUGAGCAGUCUGGAGGCGGCAAUGAAAACAACGGUCCCACUGCACCAAAGGAUGUGUACGAGUGCUCGCCGGACAAAGCGACAGAGAUUACCGUAUCGGAACCGAGAUCCGACGUGAAGAUGAAGUGCACCGACAGCCUCGUUUUCCAGCCUGAAGAGAAAGCCAACGCAUUUGACGCUGGCUGCGAAAGUGUGAAGUCUCUGAGCUCCCUUGUUCCUGGGGCCGGGAGGCAUGAUGAAGAAGACAUUCAUAUUCUGAGCAUUCCGAGAUUGCCGGAGGGAUCUAAAUCCAUGGCUCUCUGCUACCAGUGCAGACCCGCAGCAAAUCUUGAGGGGAAGAACGCUGAGAAGAGCUGUCAAUUCAAAAUCACGGUGAAGCCAGCUUCCUCGGCUGAUUCGGGUGUGGGCGGUGUGCGCGAUCAAUCAACUUCGUUUUCGGCAGCUGCGGUCGUUGCUGCUACUUUCGCGAUCGGUUCUUUGUGA